CGGGGCCGCCCGGGGCCGCCCGGGGCACGGACACCGCGCUCGGGGCCGCCCGGGGCUCCUCCAUGGGCGGGCGGCAGCGCGCCGCGCCGCCCCGGGCCUGGUGAGGCGGCGGCACCGCGGGAGAGAUGUUCGUGCAGGAGGAGAAGAUCUUCGCGGGGAAGGUGCUGAGGGUCCAUGUGUGCACCAUGGAGGGCGCGGAGUGGCUGGAGGAGGUGCCCGAGGACACCACGGUGGAGAAGCUCAAGGAGCGGUGCCUGAAGCACUGUGUCCCCGGGAGCUUGGAGGAUCCCAAAACUGUGACACAUCACAAGCUGAUCCAUGCCACUUCUGAGAAGGUGCUGACAGACACAAAAACAGUGUUGGAGGAAAAUAUUCAAGAUCGAGAUGUGUUGCUUUUGAUCAAGAAACGUGCACCACCUCCACUCCCCAAAAUGGCAGAUGUGUCUGCAGAGGAGAAGAGGAAGCAGGAGCAGAAGGCUCCUGACAAGGAUGCCAUUCUCAAAGCCACUGCCAACCUGCCCUCCCGCAGCGCCGACCGCACCGUGGCCCAUCACAGCAUGAGGGAUUUUCCUUUCUUGCAGUUCCAGACAGAGCUCCGGAAGAUCUUGGUGUCUCUCAUAGAAGUUGCACAGAAAUUGUUAGCACUGAACCCGGAUGCAGUUGAACUAUUUAAGAAGGCAAAUGCCAUGCUGGAUGAGGAUGAGGAGGACAGAGUGGAUGAAAUAGCUCUGAGACAGCUCACAGAGAUGGGCUUCCCAGAGAGCAGAGCUGUCAAGGCCCUCCGGUUAAAUCACAUGUCGGUGACCCAGGCCAUGGAGUGGUUGAUAGAACACGCAGAUGACCCUUCAGUGGAUGCUCCCCUGCCAGGCCAGACUCCUGCAGAAGCCACAGCUGAAGCUGCUGCCUCCUCUGCUGAGGCAGCUGCGGGUCCCAGCUCGGAGGAGGGAGGGGAAGAGGCCAAGGAUGAGCUGACGGAAAUAUUCAAGAAGAUCCGGAGGAAAAGAGAGUUCCGUCCGGACCCACGGGCUGUCAUUGCCCUGAUGGAGAUGGGAUUCGAUGAGAAGGAAGUGGUGGAUGCGCUCAGAGUAAACAACAACCAGCAAAACGCAGCCUGUGAGUGGCUGCUGGGAGACAGGAAACCUUCUCCAGAGGACUUAGACAAGGGCAUUGACACCAACAGCCCUCUCUUCCAAGCCAUCUUAGAAAACCCAGUGGUACAGUUGGGGCUCACCAACCCUAAAACUCUACUAGCCUUUGAGGAUAUGCUUGAAAACCCCUUGAACAGCACCCAGUGGAUGAACGACCCCGAAACCGGGCCGGUGAUGUUACAGAUCUCCCGCAUCUUCCAGACGCUCAACCGCACGUAGAGGGGGUUCCCAGUGCACUGUGCCACUUCCUCCUGCCCCUCACUCCGUGGAAAUCUGGGAGCUGGGGGGCAGCUGGAAGGGGAAGGGAGGCGAGGGGGAGAUCCUGAGGUGGGGUCUCUCCCCCCCAAGAGCUUUUGUAGUUGCGGCCAACUGGAGUGAGUUGCCUUGUGGAUUUAGUGUUAGUGGAAGAGGUUUGAAGGCUUGUUUCUGUUUUCAGGUAUUAGGUUUAAAAUAAAGUAUAUCAGAAAAAGAAAAAAAAAAACCAAACACAAAAAACACACAAAAAAAUAGGAAAAGGUUUUGUGAAAACACUUCAGAAUCUGAUUGUUGGAAAGAAAGACGAUCCUGCUCGUUACAAAGGCCUGUGACAGUAGUUUUCUAGCCAGCUUUGCUAGGGCCUGGCUAGUGUUUACAAAAGGUCACUGACCACUGGCAUAGGAUAUUAAUCAUCUCCAUACAGUAUUAAUUUAUGGCUUGAUCAAAUUGCAAAUCUGCUUUUAUGGGUUUUUUUAAGGUAAAAAAAAAAGAAUAAAUCGAUUUUAGGAAACGUUGUUUUUAAAAGCCCAAAAUCUUGGGAGAGCAAGCACAUUUCUGUCCAAAGUUGUUUAAUUUAAACAGAAUCAUUCAGAGGUGGAAAUCUAAGAAGUAGCAUUACUUUUUCCUAUUUAUUUGCUGCAUCAGUGUUGUUGCAGUCCCACAGGGGUUGUCCUUGCAGGAGCUUCUCUGGCAGGUACCACAAAGGUGCAGCUUCUCUCUCACCACAGAAAUCACCACAGCAAGACUUGAAUUUCCCACGUGGCUGCAGUUCCUGAGCUCAUACUCUGCCAUAUCCCAUUGCAAGGGGAGGGGGGGAUGUGAUCACAUAGUGGGGUUUUGCCCCAUUUUUUACGUGCACAGUUUUGGAAAGGGACUUUUAUUGGGGUUUUUAUUCUGUUUACAAAGAAGCAGCUGAUUUGCAUGGGGGGGGUGGGGGGAGUUGUUGAUCUGUAAAGCAGCAGAGCCACGUAGGUUUUUAUCUUGUUUAAGGCAUUUAAAGCAUGCUUGAAAUUGUUAUCUUUGGAGUUAGAAGUGGGGGUUUCUUUAUGCUUAUUUUUGCCAUGGCCAUACCAAGAAUGUCAGGCUGGGUUUUUCCUACUUUGCCAGAAAGAUUGACUCGAGGUUUGAGAGAGGAAUUCUGAGCUUUGAAGAGCAGAAAUGGGAAUAUCCACCACUGGGAUUUUACAACUGGGCUCUGCAGGUGUUACUUUUUAACAGUCUGCUAAAAAAAAAAAAAAAGGGCUUUAUUUCCAACUUAAAUGACAUCUGCCAUCAUCCCUGCCAGGUCCUGUGCUUCACAGCCCCUUGGGAAAGGGCAGGAUGGGCAAGUCCAAACUGCAGAGUAACCAGGAGGAGACCCUGUGCUUAACCAAGCCCAGAGGUGUCCUGUCAAUGCUGAGCAAGUGUGGGAGGGUUUUUCUGUGCAGUUGGGUUGUUGGUUUGUAUUUUUUUUUUUUUUUUGCAUUUAAACAAGAUGCAACCUGAAACCCUCUGACAAGUUUUGGCCUGAGCUCGGCAUGUGCUCUGUGCUGUUUUGCAGUCGAGGCACUGAAGUUGCCAAUUUCUCAUCAUUAACAUGAAGGGUGGGGAAAUCAAAACAGCCUGAGAUUUUUAUCUUGAUUUAACUAUCCCAGGAUUUUAUUUUUUUGUUGUUGUUGGUUUGUUGGGUUUUGUUUUGUUUUUUUGCAAUUUGUAAUUUCAUCUGAAGCUUUUACAGUUGAGGGCUGCUGAGGUAUUUACUUCUGCAUUUAGGAAUUCCAAGCUUUGUAGUGAUGCUUCUUCUGUUCAAAUUGGACAGUUAAAACCAUUUUUUGUGGGCUUCUUGCUAAGAACAGACUUGGACAACAUGACAUUAAAUGAUAACCCUGUCCUGUAACUCCAACCAGGAAGCAGAUCCUGCACCCCAGCGAGCUCGAGUAGUUGUGACUGAAUGUUGUGGUGUUAUGAGAGGUUUUGAUUAUUUUAUCAAUUUUUUUCCUUAUUCCUGAAGCUUUUUUUUUUUCUUGUAAUAAUACCAGAAGACUGUUUUACUUGAAGCUCUUCAUGUUAGAGCCACGUGUCCUUCUCUACCAAUCAGGAUUCUGGUUAAUAUUCCUUUUAAUGAGUGUUUUUAGAAGGGAAAGUUGGGAAAUACUACCCUGUAGUUUGAUGAGGGGAGGUCUUUUUUUGGCUUUUGAGUGGAUAAGGAGAGAUUCAAACUUGAGGAACAGUCCUGAGGAAUGUAAAGGCUUGGGAAAUGCUGGGUUUGGUUUCAGCAGCACAUGGUUGGACUGUGGAGUGGCUGUGGAGCUUCCAGGGAGAUAAAAGGGAUCUGAGCUUCCUGUCCUUGUCUACCUGGUGUUCAAGUUCUAACCAGCAGGGACAGGUCACAGUUAAGUUUCUCCUGACAUGGUCUAGGGAAUAUUUGGAGGCCUGUGAGCUGGGGCAGGGAGGAGAUGGGGUGGUAGGUGACAAAUUGUGCUUCUUGCAGUCCCCACUGAUAUAGAGACAAUCUUGUACCUUUUGCUGUGACAGGACUCUUGCAAGCCAACCAGCUAUUUAUUUAACUCUUAUCUAACUUAUAAUUUUGUCAUCAGAACACUGAUAUUUUUAAUAGAAAUGUACUCUAUGGAAGUUUGUUCUCAGGGCUUCGUAUUUAUACUCUUUUUAGGGGGGAUGCAUUUAAAGGGAUGUAUUUGGAGAAAAAAAAAAGGCCAGUGGCUACUUCAGCUUGGACCUUGAUUGUCCUGACCUGUGAGCCCGAGCUUGUGGAACUCCUGCUAACCCCCAGCCCCUGGUCCAGUCCAAAGAAUCUGCCAUUCCUUCUCUCCCUGUGAGCAGUGGCAUGAGUCUUCCUUUAGGAUUGCUGCCUCACUCCCUGGACACGAUCCCCCGGGAUAACCCAGCUGCUUCCCGGCUCGCUGCCCUUCGCUCCAUCUCAAGGACGUUUCUGUUCUCCGUGCAGCUGGAAAAUUGCCUUGCAUGGUUCCUAAAGCAGCCAGCAGUGCAUCCCUCCUCUGGGAAGGUGCGAGGUUCCCUCCUGCACAAGCUCCAAGACCUGCAGCUCGUGGCUUCCCUUGGCUCCUCGCAGCCUCUGUCACAGACGUGUCCCAAACCUUGACCCCCCCUCUCCCCCCAUUUCUUUCCUCGCUCUCCUGGAACCAAACUUGUCUUUUGGAGAUUGAUCUUCAUAUCCGAGCAACACUUUAGUGGUUAUUGAAAUCCUUUUUUUUUAGUUAGGACUGUUAAAAUGAAUUUUUUUAGGCAUUGUGAUUCGUGGGCUGAGGAUCUUUUAAUAUAUUUUGGAAGUUGUUGAAGUCAGCAUCGCACCAAACGAAUGUACAGCGACACUGUCAGCAGAUCUUGCCUGGGGGAGGGACACAGAGGUUACCUGUGAUCCCUGCUCCAGGGGCAAUUUUCCCAAAGUCUUGUGCAUAGGACAGUGAGUGUUUCAUCCAAAGUAACCGCCCUGUUUUUCUACUUUUAAUAAUAAAUAACAUUUUUAUUAACUCGCAGAACAGCGGCGCUUCCAUCCGACUGUGAGUCCCUGAGCUUUGAGGUUUGGGAUACUCCUGUAUCCUCCUCCCUGGGACAGUUGGGAGGGAUUUAUGCUGGCUGGUGUAGGGCAGUGGGUGCAACCCCCACCUCCCUGCAGAGGAAAUCAUGUCCACGUGAAUGUGCUCUCCUGGUGGUCGUUCUCACCUCCAUCCCGACGUCUGGGUGUAGCAAAAGGGGUUUUUUCAGGACCUCUUGCCCUAGAUUUGAAGAUCUCCAAUGCAGACCCUGUUUGCAGCGUGUGUGAACUUCAAUAAAUGUAAAUGCAUUCAAUUCUUACCGAAUUUGGGUAUAGUUUUAUAUCGUGCUCCGGGGAGAGGGAGGAAAUUGGAUCACGUUUUAAGCGAAGCCCCACAAGCCCAAGUGUCUUUGUUGCAGCAGGUAACAGAGGCCUGGAGAGAUUUUAUUCUGGUUUUUUUUUUAAUUUGCAUAUUUUUAUCAUGGCUUAACGAACUGUCCACGAAUGUGAUUUGCUACCCAAGCACUUCCCACGAGGCAGCACCGGUGAAUCGAUAUCGCAAAGGUACUGACGUCACGUUUCUUCUCCUGUCACCUGUGUAUCCAAUAAUUAGGUACCACGUAGGAUAACUUUGAUCUGGCACUGCCAGCAGUGUGUGGCAUGCACAGCUCUUCCUAAGGCGUAAUGUUACUUUCCUGAAGCUUAACUAGGGCGGAUGAGCCUGUGGAAUUUCGGGAUUCAUUCUGGCCACGCUCCCCGCGGGUCGCCGACCUCUCCCCGAGUGGGGAAAAAAACCAGCAGGAUUUGCUCCCUCCAGGCAAAAAAAAAAACCAAAAAAGCAAAGGAAUACUGCUAAUUUGUGAUGGUUUUAAGCAGUUGCUGUUGUCUGCUGAAAUGUAUUCCUGGAAAUUAGGGAGGUGUUGGCCAAGCCAGGCCUGUCCAGGCUGGCAUUAUUGAGUGUGGAGGUGUCAGACCCACGGCCAGGGCUGGAAUGAAUCCCGAGGCUUAAACCUGCUCACACAUACACACCGAGACACUGAUGUCAUGUGUGUUGUACAUUUAUAAUAUAUCAUAAAAAUAAAGUUUUUUGAUUUAUUACAA
Messenger RNA from Myiozetetes cayanensis, 5997 nucleotides. RefSeq names its product UBA domain containing 1 (gene UBAC1). Gene Ontology annotation, molecular function: protein binding. The coding region runs from base 126 to 1367 and encodes 413 amino acids. Lineage: Eukaryota; Metazoa; Chordata; Aves; Passeriformes; Tyrannidae. The transcript has 10 exons. The record is from RefSeq and is a predicted model, not a curated record.